AUGUGCAUAGUCGACGGGAACGAGAGAGAGAGAAUCCAGCUGGAGGGCAUCGCUGGCUCGUUCAGCUGGAAUCCAUCUGCAAACGAGUGUCCCCAGGCAGAUUAUCACAGAGAGGAUCGGUGGUCUGGAGACGGCACGGCAUAUAUACAUACUGAAUUCUCGCGCUGUAGUAAACACGAUGGCUGCGUCAUAUUGUCUCACAGGCGCUCGAUACGGCGGCGCAUGUCUACUACCCAGGCGCUGGAGCCUUGCGACUCGCAAUGGUACCAGGCUUUGGACCCUUCGUCUCACGAUCUAGCCGACGACAUCGAGUUCAAGAACGUGACGUGGUGCGAGGACGCGAGGUGUCGGAAUUUCUACAGGUUCCGGGAGCAUACCAACGUGGGCACCUCGACAAGUUGA
This is a messenger RNA of Colletotrichum tamarilloi, 402 nucleotides long. RefSeq lists its product as uncharacterized. The transcript has 2 exons. Lineage: Eukaryota; Fungi; Ascomycota; Sordariomycetes; Glomerellales; Glomerellaceae. The record is from RefSeq and is a predicted model, not a curated record. The coding region runs from base 1 to 402 and encodes 133 amino acids.